This is a messenger RNA of Daldinia loculata, 2749 nucleotides long. RefSeq names its product putative GMC oxidoreductase. Gene Ontology annotation, molecular function: flavin adenine dinucleotide binding; oxidoreductase activity, acting on CH-OH group of donors. The record is from RefSeq and is a predicted model, not a curated record. Bases 601 to 2349 code for a protein of 582 amino acids. The transcript is spliced from 4 exons. NCBI's taxonomy places the organism in Eukaryota, Fungi, Ascomycota, Sordariomycetes, Xylariales, Hypoxylaceae.
UACAAAGACUCCUAGUGUGAUUAUAAGAUGAUGAAGGAAGUUUAGCGGAGUUAUUCACUGUCAGCAAUCGAUUGGGAAAGCCGUGUAGCCAUGGCUGUAGCUUACGGGAAAGCGUAAGCUAUUAUGACUUGAAUCCCUCUACGUACAAAAUCCCAACGGCUUCAAAGAGUGGUAAUCGACCCAGACUUAAAUGCUAGAGUCCAUGGAGAAUAGUUGCAUUCUAGCUUUUCAGCCCUAUACAGCGUUCCAUCUACCGAUUCACUGAAAAGCAAGGAGAAUGUUACGCAAUAAAUAGCUUCCCCGCAAUCCUAUCAAGACAAGCCCGGAUCACCCCCCUAGACUAGACGAUCCAAGGCGGCGAAUGAUAUGCGAUGGUGCUGAAAACACCUGGGAAUUCAGCUCUAUCACGCCCUGGAACAGUAAUCAGAUGCGACGAUUCGGCCCGUGGCAAUAUUUCUUGUCAGCCAGCAUGGCUCCAAAGAAUCCUCACAUCCGAUGCGGUGUGUUAUUUCAUAAGUUUAACAUCCGCAUUCUAGAGAGUCUAACCUAGCGUGGUCUUCUCAUAGAUAGAUCUUAUCUUAUGAGAGUUUUCCAUCGACAAUGAAACUAGCUAUUCCUCUAAUAUUCAUCGCUCUUGGUGCCAAGGCAAAAUGCGAAACCUUUGACUACGUGAUCGCCGGCGCUGGUACGUGCGGACUUGUGCUAGCAAAUCGAUUAUCAGAAGACCCGAAUAUCAAAGUCGCAGUUGUCGAACCGGGUGAUGAUGUUCGCAACAACCCCAAUGUCACAGACGUUGGCGCGUUCCUCCGCGCCUUAAAUACCGAGAUCGAUUGGCAAUAUGCUACGACGCCACAGCCGGGAGCUCAUAAUAAAUCAAUCCCUUUCCAUGCUGGCAAGGCCAUUGGAGGGACUAGUACAAUCAAUGGUAUGACUUACAUCCGAGGCGACAAGGCUCAGUUUGACGCAUGGAAAUCUCUCGGGAACGACGGUUGGAAUUGGGACACAUUAUAUCCUUAUUUCAAACAGGUCGAACAGUUCUCUCCUCCCACUACAGCCCAGCAGGCCGCUGGCGCCACUUUCAAUGCAGAAUAUCACGGUAAGGACGGAUUGGUGAAAACGGGGUUUCCAUUUAGACUCCUUAACGGAUCCUUCUACGAACUCGCUCAACAGGCUUGGGAGAGUUUGGGUUACCCCCUCAACCUAGACGUCAAUGGUGGUGAAACACGCGGGUUUGAUGUUUGGCCACAGACAUUAGACAGAAACGCAAACAUUCGAGAAGACGCCGCUCGAGCGUUCUACUAUCCUAUUGAACAGAGACCUAACCUCAAGAUCAUUAAGGGGACAGUGACGAAAUUGACUUGGGGGAAUUCAUUAACAGACGACAACGCGCUCUUAGCAGAUGGUGUUGAAUAUCUGGAUCCUACCGGCCAAACGGUCGUUAUAAGCGCAGCGAAAGAAGUCAUACUGUCCGCCGGGUCUUUAAGAAGCCCUCUAAUCCUUGAACGCUCAGGUGUUGGAAAUCCGAGUAUCCUUAAAGAGCACGGCAUAGAAACGAAGAUCAACCUCCCCGGAGUGGGUGAGCAUUUGCAGGACCAGCCCAACGUGGCCCUCGAGUACACCUCAAAUAUCAAUCUAACAGGAACUAUACCAUACGCAACAUUUGCCACAGCCCAAGACCUAUUCGGCAAACAGACAUCUGCAGUGGCAGAGGCGACAUAUGCCAAGCUAUCCGAAUGGGCUCGAAAGGUCUCAGAUAUUAAUAACAGAGCUAUUGAUGCUCACCAAUUAGAAAAGAUAUUCCGCAUACAGCACAAUCUAAUCUUCAAAGACAAUGUUACAAUUGCUGAAACCCUAACCUCGGCUUCCGGCAAUAUCCUCCUAUCAGCAUUUUGGCCUUUGCUGCCUUUCUCUCGAGGUAGUGUCCACCUCAAGUCAAUCGAGGCCAGCGAUCCCGCAAUUGACCCGGAGUACUUCUUAAUCGAUUUCGAUCUCGCAAUCCAAACCGAGCUUGGGCGGCUCUCGCAAGAUCUCUGGCAUACAGACCCGAUCAGCGAUGUUGUAGUUGGUAAUCUAGUCCCUGGCGACGAAGCACUGCCUCGCAAUGCUACUGAUGCUCAAUGGGCGGCUUUCAUUGCAAGCACUGUAACUCCUAAUCACCAUCCUAUCGGGUCGGCCUCGAUGAUGUCCCGCGAGCUCGGAGGGGUCGUUGACCCUAAGUUCAAGGUAUACGGGACAUCUAAUGUUCGUGUGGUCGACGCGUCCGUGCUACCAAUGCAGAUUAGCGGUCAUUUAACUGCCACACUUUACGCCAUAUCCGAGAGGGCAGCUGAAUUUAUUAAAAGUCCAUAGUAUGCCCAAUAAUUACAAGAACAUCUGUAUCUGGAUACUAGAAAACCAUACAGUCAGCCCUGGGUAAUGUCUGGCCCCUAAUUGAAAUGGUAAUGUGGCGUUCUAAAUGCCCCUUAAUUUCUCCAGGUUCUUUAGCCGGCAUAAAUCUAGGGGUCUAAAUGCAUGGUUCUCAACUGGCUCGAACGCGGUGAAGUCUUAGACAACAGUUACCCGAGGCUUCGGGCGCUCCCUUCAGAAGCCACCUUGAUACCUAUGAUGAUUGGAUAGAUAUCUUAUUUUGGGAUACGGCCUUUUCUAAAUUCACUUGCAGCUUUAUCCUGUCCCUGACUACAGACAGCGAUCGCAUGCCUUCUAAGAGAACAAGAAAUAAUAUACCCGAACCGGUCGAGAUUUAACAAGA